AUGUCAUCGUCUUAUGGUUCAACAAAUACUAAUAUCAAUAAUACGUAUAGUUAUGAUGCAACUGCUUUUCCAGUACUUCCUCGUCCACAACAACCAUCACCAUAUUCGAUUACUAAUAAUUCAAUGAUAAAUAAAAUAGAUGAAUUAAUUAGUUCUGUACGUAAAGUAAAUGAUACAUUAGAAAAAUUUUCGAAGAAAAACGAUGAAUUUGAAUUAUUUAUGAACAAUAAAAUUAAAAAUGAUGAAAUAUUAUCCACGAAAAUUGAUCAUUUAAUAGAAAAUGAUGUGGAAUUUAAGAAAAAUAUUAUUCAACAUGAAAUUAAAAUUACACGACAUGAAAAUAUAUUUAUAAAAUUAAUUGUACCAAUGAUUGAUGAAAUCAGUAAAUAUUUAUCAAUAAUUAAUAUUGACAAGAAAGGUGGUACAUUAGAUGCUGAUUUUCAAGUUACAAUAAACAGAAUGCGUGUACAAUAG
Molecule: messenger RNA, 474 nt
Organism: Rotaria sordida
Lineage: Eukaryota; Metazoa; Rotifera; Eurotatoria; Philodinida; Philodinidae
Source: the annotation of a GenBank genome assembly